UGCAAUUGUUGUAAAUAAAAAAUAAAAAAAUCGCCCGGCGCUACAACACACUCCUCGUCUCUUCCUGGCCUGUUUCCAUCGGCUGAAAACCAUGUAUGCUGCGAACCGCUGUAGAUUUCGGGAACGUUUCGGACAAAAUUGAACCAAAAAUCAAUACAACAAUGUUAGGGUUUCUCACAAUCCCACACCAAUUGAAGAUUUCCCCAUCUCUCGCAUCUCUCCCUUCAAUCUCGUCACCUUCUUCCCUCUUCCUUCCACUCUACAAAUUCCCUCUCCAUCACACAUUUUUCAACUCCAAAUUUCUAAUUUCCAGUAACCGCAGAAGAUUCACAGCGUCUGCGAGCAACAAGAACACCGAAUUCGGCGGAAGUAUAAAGGAAAGAGAAGGAGAAAGAAAUGGGGCAAAGAGCUCCUCUAAUGGCGGCGAUGACUUGAAGAAAGAACGAGGGCCGGUUUUCAAUAUCAAAUGGGCUGAACUUUUGAUCGACCCAGAUCCUGAUAACAUCUUGGCCGUUGCGUUGACUGGUUUGCUUGCUUGGGCAAGUGUGCAGGUUUUGUGGCAGCUAUUCUUCAUCUCUUUGGCUAUUUUAGUGGCUGCUCUUAAGUAUUCUUUUAUUGCCGCGCUUCUUAUUUUCAUUCUAAUUACUUUACUUUAGAAGUGCAACAACAUUCUGUAUAGUCCCUUCACUUUUAUGCUUGAUUAAUUGGAUUUCCAUCGAAA
This is a messenger RNA of Cucumis melo (muskmelon), 721 nucleotides long. RefSeq lists its product as uncharacterized. Lineage: Eukaryota; Viridiplantae; Streptophyta; Magnoliopsida; Cucurbitales; Cucurbitaceae. Bases 96 to 656 code for a protein of 186 amino acids. The record is from RefSeq and is a predicted model, not a curated record. The transcript has a single exon.